CGAUUUCUCCCCUGGAACUUCUUCUCUGAUUCUCUCCUUUUAUGUCUUCUGGCCUUAUUGAUUCUUGAUUUUUUUUCCUUGCAAACUCGAUUUCAAAGUGCUCUCAAGCCAAAUCAAAUCAGCGAGACAAGAGACUGUGAAGUCUACACAUCCGCGGUCAACUUUGGUCUUCGAUCUUGUUGAGCAACCCCCUGGACAAGAUUUGAAGAACAUAAGUCAACAAAGACCGCCAUCAUGUCCUGGAAGCUCACCAAAAAACUGAAGGAGACGCACCUUGCCCCCUUGACACAAGGCUUUGGUCGGUCGUCGUCUACCUCGACAAUCAAGGGCGACUCAAAUGGCGGUGGUGAUGAGACCCCAGUGGCCACACAGGCUCCGAGCAUCCCCCCGACUCCUUCAACAAACGGCAUCGUCGCCUCGGAGUCCCUCGUGUCUCCCCCUGUGGCUCAAGUGAACCCAGGUAUUCUAAUCGUGACCCUCCACGAAGGCCGAGGAUUGGCUUUGUCCCCUCAAUUCCAGCAGAUAUUUAACUCGCAUUUCCAAAACAACUCCUACGCUCCCUCGUCAUUGCGUCCUAACACCUCCUCUUCGUCACAUUCGUCGCAUGGCCAAUCCGGUUCCUACGUGCAGAAUGCCCGACCGCAGUCCACUAGUGGGGGUAUCAAUUCCGCACCCACCAUUCACGGCCGCUACUCCACCAAAUAUCUCCCGUACGCUCUGCUUGAUUUUGAAAAGAACCAGGUCUUUGUCGACGCCGUGUCAGGUAACCCGGAGGCGCCUUUGUGGGCAGGAGACAGUACAGCCUUCAAAUUUGACGUUUCCCGAAAAACCGAGUUAAACGUGCAGCUGUAUCUGCGCAAUCCUGCGGCCCGCGCUGGUGUCGGCCGUAGUGAGGACAUCUUCCUGGGCGCCGUGAAGGUCCACCCCCGCUUCGAAGAGGCGGGUCAGCCCUACAUCGAAGAUCCCAAGUUGAGCAAAAAGGACAACCAGAAGGCCGCCGCCGCUCAUGCUGAACAGGAGCGCAUUCGGGGUCAGUCUGGCGCUGAGUGGCUGGACCUUCAGUUUGGAACCGGCUCCAUCAAGAUUGGUGUUUCAUUUGUCGAGAAUCGGCAGCGCAGUUUGAAGAUGGAGGACUUCGACUUAUUGAAGGUCGUUGGUAAGGGAAGUUUCGGCAAAGUCAUGCAGGUCGUGAAGAAUGAUACCGGCCGAAUCUACGCCUUGAAGACAAUUCGCAAGGCUCAUAUCAUCUCGAGAUCUGAAGUUACUCACACUCUUGCGGAGCGCUCGGUGCUUGCGCAAAUCAACAAUCCUUUCAUUGUCCCCUUGAAGUUCUCCUUCCAAUCUCCUGAAAAGCUGUACCUGGUGCUGGCAUUUGUGAACGGCGGAGAAUUGUUCCAUCACCUGCAAAGAGAACAGCGAUUUGAUAUUAACCGCGCCCGGUUCUACACCGCAGAGCUGCUGUGUGCUCUUGAGUGUCUCCAUGGAUUCAAGGUCAUUUACCGUGAUCUUAAGCCUGAGAACAUUCUGCUCGACUACACUGGUCACAUCGCCCUCUGCGACUUCGGUCUGUGCAAGUUGGAUAUGAAGGACGAAGACCGAACAAACACUUUCUGUGGAACUCCCGAAUACCUUGCGCCUGAACUUCUGCUUGGUAACGGUUACACCAAGACUGUGGAUUGGUGGACCUUGGGUGUUUUGCUUUACGAGAUGCUGACUGGCCUGCCUCCAUUCUAUGACGAGAACACCAACGAGAUGUACCGCAAGAUCUUGCAGGAGCCUCUAACCUUCCCCAGCAGUGACAUUGUCCCGCCCGCUGCUCGGGAUCUUCUCACCCGACUGCUGGACCGCGACCCCCAGCGCCGUCUCGGUGCCAGCGGUGCAGCAGAGAUCAAGUCUCAUCACUUCUUUGCCAACAUUGACUGGCGCAAGCUGCUUCAGCGCAAGUAUGAGCCUAGCUUCCGUCCAAACGUGUCGGAUGCCCGUGAUACGGACAACUUCGAUGAGGAAUUCACAUCGGAGAAACCACAAGACUCCUACGUCGAUGGACCAGCCCUGUCACAGACCGUACAGGAGCAGUUCCUUGGAUGGUCCUAUAACCGUCCUAUCGCCGGUCUCGGUGACGCCGGCGGCAGUGUCAAAGACCCAUCAUUUGGCAGCAUCCCCGAGUAAAAGUACUAACUCUGCUUCGGGCUGCCUUUUCGACUAGAUCGAGAAAGAUCAAUGUGCGAGAGAAGCUCAUAGACGAUUCUCCUUUGUACUGUGUUUUUUGUCCUGUUCCACACACAUAUCACCAAUCUUGAUCAUUUUUCUCUCUUUUUCUGUCUUGUCUUUUGUUACUUUCCAUCCCAAGGAGUCUGUGGCAUCCUGGUCUCAAAGUCUCUCCAAGCUUAGAGACUUUUGUGUGGUUCAUUAUUUACCAUCUUUCUUGUUUCCUCAUCUCGCCUCCCCCAUUGAGCGCUUUGGUUUUUUUUUCCUGGUGAAUCCAUCUCAGCGUCAUCGAAAACCCCAUAGGCAGGUUCCUUCU
Molecule: messenger RNA, 2524 nt
Organism: Penicillium pulvis
Lineage: Eukaryota; Fungi; Ascomycota; Eurotiomycetes; Eurotiales; Aspergillaceae
Product: serine/threonine-protein kinase
Exons: 7
Coding region: 235-2169 (644 amino acids)
Biological process (GO): protein phosphorylation
Molecular function (GO): ATP binding; protein serine/threonine kinase activity
Source: RefSeq, a predicted model, not a curated record